AUGGCCACUAUCGUCGAGUCAUCCCGCAGCUCGACACCCGUCUCAGGAAGCAAUGCCAAUAGCGGGGAUUGCCGCAGCCCUAAAAACGAUCUCGAAGCACAACAGACUACAGCUUGUUCGGAAGAAACGAGUCAAUCUACGAAUUUGCAGGAUAUUAGCAGUGACCAAGGUCUACAGGAUAACUCCAAUGUGCCCCAUCUCUCUCUACCGCGACUAUUCUGGUUCUUCUUCUACAACUUUGGACUAUUUGCCUGGGGCGGUCCUGUAGCACAAAUUUCCAUGAUCAAGCAGCACUUGGUGCUUAAAGAAAAAUGGAUCACCCUCCCGCGCUUCCAACGCGUGUUCGCUGUCUACCAGAUCCUGCCAGGCCCAGAGGCAGCAGAGCUAUGCAUGUUCUUCGGGUGUCUCUCAGCUGGCCGCCUGGGUGGGAUUGUCGCCGGACUCGCUUUUAUCUUGCCCGGAUUCCUUCUUAUGCUUCUUGCAUCUUAUCUAUAUUUUCUGGCAGGCUUAGAGAACAUUUAUGUCAAUGGUUCCUUCCGGGCUAUCCAACCGAUGGUAUCUGCCAUGAUACUUCGAGCCACACACAAGAUCGCAGACCACUCUGUGUUUAACCACAACACUCGUAAAAUAGACCCCUACCUUGUCAUUGCUGGCCUCUGUACGGCGCUGAACAGUGCUCUUCGCAUCAACAUCUUCAUUUCCCUCGGUCUCUACGGUGUAAUAUACAGCUUCAUAUCCCAUGGCAAAAGAAUCAUCGCCCUAUGCCUCUUCAUCCUCCAGUAUGUUGUAUACGCAAUCUACGUGGUUUUCCGAGGCGUCCCAUCACCGGUUUCCCUCGCGCUCGGAAUAGCCAAGACACCCUUCCUUCCCAAUCUAUUCGCACUUGGACUAGUAGCCGGAAGCCUCUCUUUUGGUGGCGCAUACACCGCAAUACCCUUCAUCCAGGUCGAAGCCGUUCUCAAAGGUGGGUGGCUUCCAGCGCGCAUUUUCCUGGAUGGCAUCGCAAUUGGGAAUAUUCUCCCCGCCCCGCUUGUGAUCUUUGCAACUUUCGUCGGGUUUCAGGGCGGUUUGGCAGAUGACGGCCUUGGGACAGCUUUUGCCGGCGCUGUAGUUAUUACCAUUGGCAUGUUCUUCCCCUGCUUUUUGUUUACGAUUGCUGGACAUGACCUGUUAGAGAAACUUGUUCGCAAUAAGUUCCUUUCGGCCUUCUUUGAUGGACUUUGCGGGGCUGUAAUUGGUAUGAUCGCCAUUAUAGCGGUGCAGACGUUACACUCCAGCCUUCUAGUCUCCGACUCAAUGACAGCACCUGUUUUGCCGCAAAGUGUCACGAACGCUGAGAGCGCUUCGGCUGCUGUACUCUAUGUUGUUGCGCUGGCUGUCCUCUACAAAUUCACCAACAAGUAUACACCACUAAUUCUUGUUGCGGUCGGUGCUAUUGCAGGACAGUUUCUGUUUGUUUGA
This is a messenger RNA of Penicillium canariense, 1461 nucleotides long. RefSeq lists its product as uncharacterized. Lineage: Eukaryota; Fungi; Ascomycota; Eurotiomycetes; Eurotiales; Aspergillaceae. The coding region runs from base 1 to 1461 and encodes 486 amino acids. The record is from RefSeq and is a predicted model, not a curated record. The transcript has 4 exons. Gene Ontology annotation, biological process: chromate transport. Gene Ontology annotation, molecular function: chromate transmembrane transporter activity.